UGGGUGGGGAAAAGCAGGGAGAGUCGUGACGUCACAGACGGCCUGACUGUGACAGCCGACGUUGCAGUAAUGGAGGAAGUGAGAGUGUUUCCUCUGACCUGCGCUGUGCAAAACUAUGCAUGGGGGAAAAUUGGACUGGACAGCGAAGUAGCCAAGCUGGUGGUUGGUGGCGACCCACUGGCUGUCAUAGAGGAUGGCAAACCUUACGCUGAGUUGUGGAUGGGUGCCCACCCAAAAGGAGAUGCCCAGAUAAAAGACAACAGGAUCGCACAGACUACACUGGGCCAGUGGAUCACCCACUUCCCUGCCUGCCUGGGCUCCAAGGUUAAAGACACCUUUCAGGGUCAGCUGCCGUUUCUCUUUAAAGUCCUGUCUGUCAACACAGCUCUGUCCAUACAGGCCCAUCCCAACAGGGAGUUAGCUGCUCGUCUUAAUGCUCAGUUUCCGGAGCACUAUCCCGACAACAACCACAAGCCAGAGAUGGCCAUUGCCCUCACCCGCUUCCAUGGUCUGUGUGGUUUCAGACCAGUGGAGGAGAUCCUGGGAUUCCUUAAAUGUGUCCCUGAGUUCCAUGCUCUUGUGGGCAAUGAGGCAGCAGAGGAACUGCGAUGCAGCAUGGGAGAUGCUCUUCGCACAAGUCAGGCGCUGAAAAAGUGUUUCACCAGGAUGAUGAACUGUGAGAAGAAGGUGUUUGUGGACCAGCUCAACAUGCUGGUGAAGAGAGUUACUGAGGAAGGUGCAGCGGGAAAGGACACGUCGAGCAGCAUCGGUGACCUGCUGCUCCGUCUCCACUCUCAGUAUCCUGGCGACAUUGGCUGCUUUUCUAUCUACUUCCUGAAUCUUAUGGUCUUGGAUCCUGGUCAAGCCAUGUUCCUGGGAGCCAAUGAGCCUCAUGCCUAUCUCUAUGGAGACUGUAUCGAGUGUAUGGCUUGCUCAGACAACACAGUAAGAGCUGGCCUUACACCAAAAUAUAUAGACGUCAACACUCUUUGUGAAAUGCUUAACUACAGCCCUGCGCCCACCACCUCUAAAAUCUUCCCAUGUGUUCAAGAUGCCUCAGAUCCAUGUGUAACACUUUAUGACCCCCCAGUUCCGGACUUUACUGUUAUGAGGAUACAGGUCCCGCCCUCUGUGAAGAUGUACACCUUGGCUCCAGUCGACAGCGCCAGCAUCCUCCUGGUCAUCGAAGGUGAGGCCAUAGCCACAGCCGUCGCUGCUCUCUCUGAUGUCACUCUGCGGCGGGGCACGGUGUUGUUUGUGUCAGCCAAUGAGAGCGUCUCCCUGCACAUAACCUCACAGUCAGGGAUGAACAUGUUUCGUGCCUGCUGCCUCCUGUAGUUGUCAGUGUGUGGCUGUAUGUUAAACUUGUGCUACCUUUUUCCCUGACCUGGUCCAACUCGGCGAGGUGAAGACUGAGCCCUGAGACUGAUGUGCACUCUUUUAUUAGGUAUCAUAAUAAAGGAGCACAGUGGUGAUGCCUGUAUGUGCCUGCUGCUCCAAUCGUUGUUCUGUGUGGACUGGUGUCUCAACCCCUGUUUAAGCCAGCAGCAGUGUCCUUUAUUUUAAAAAACCAGCAGCUCUGACACACUUCUGGUUUUUCCGUAAAUUGUUCAAGUACAGCUUUAAAUCCCCGACAUGUCCACACAACCAAAAUGUAUUCUUAGGUGCUCAUAAAGGCAGGGUGAGGAAUAUAUACAGCAUUCAGGAACGUGAAAUACUUUAAACACAGUUCCUGGUUUGGUACUACAACAAUGCAAUAAUGGUGCUGUCAAACUGCAUGACAUUACAGAGAUAUUGGUACUUAUCUGAUAAACAGUAAGACUGUAUAGUGAAACAAACACUGUCCUAUAAAGUUUUGACACUCAAGCCCAGUUCAAUAGAAAAAUAAAUCUAAAAAUUUUAUCUUAUAAAUUUAACUUUCAGUUUAAGUACUAGGUCUGGUCAUAAUAAGAAUGUUUCCUUAAGCUGAAGUCAAGAAAGCCUUUACUGCCACCUGUUGACAUCACAGGCUUUUGGCAUCUCAAAAGCAUUACCCACUACAUUAAUAGUGUGUAGUGAGUUUGAGGUUUUACUUUAGAGCUCCAGAAAUAAUUUUUAUUAGUCCUGACUAUCCAGUGAUUAUAUAAUUACACUGACAGUUGUAAAUGUUAUUCUACCCCUUCUGUAAGGAAAACACCUGACAUUCCUAUUUCUAAAAACAGGGUUGGAGAUAUGUUUACAAUUGUGCUGUACACCUUUACUCACCAUGCAUGUCUGUUGAGGGGAAAACAGUUUUCCAUCACAAUCAAUGAUGUAACUACACCUUUUGAACUUAGCUUGAUAAAUUUAAUAUUAAACUUUAUGGGUUUACAAAACUAAACCUACAGUUUGACAAUACAUUAAGUAAUACUACUGAAAUGCCUGUGCACGUCUGAUUUUAACUGUGAAGUUACCACAGUCCUUUGGUCACAAGAUGGUGGCGCUGCUGCUGGGAAUAACUGCUUUCCUAUUUUUACUACUGCAUGUCUGGGAAUUCAUUGAGAGCAGAAAGUUCUGCAAAAGGAACUGUUGUUUGACUAGUUUGAAAGAAGCAUGUCUACAAUGGGAGAAGAGUGCAAAUUCUAAAAAAAAAAAAAAAAAAAAAAU
This is a messenger RNA of Cynoglossus semilaevis (tongue sole), 2625 nucleotides long. It is a transcript of the gene mpi, whose product is annotated as mannose phosphate isomerase. Lineage: Eukaryota; Metazoa; Chordata; Actinopteri; Pleuronectiformes; Cynoglossidae. The coding region runs from base 70 to 1338 and encodes 422 amino acids. Gene Ontology annotation, molecular function: zinc ion binding; mannose-6-phosphate isomerase activity. The record is from RefSeq and is a predicted model, not a curated record. Gene Ontology annotation, cellular component: cytosol. The transcript is spliced from 8 exons. Gene Ontology annotation, biological process: GDP-mannose biosynthetic process; carbohydrate metabolic process.